Messenger RNA from Ostertagia ostertagi, 666 nucleotides. NCBI's taxonomy places the organism in Eukaryota, Metazoa, Nematoda, Chromadorea, Rhabditida, Trichostrongylidae. The record is from the annotation of a GenBank genome assembly.
AUGGACAUGGAUCAGAAGCCAUUCGUCGAUUAUGGCAGUUAUUGCUAUCCGACAGCUCAGGAUUUCUCGGCUCGAUCACAAGUUUCACCAUAUUUCUACAAUUUUUCCACCAGCACCGCUUCAACCAUGUAUUCUCAACAACCGGCUCAUUUCAUGUAUCCACAAGCGGCCGCCAGUUCACCGGAAGAUCAAAUGACGACGAAAAUUAUCGAAGGCGGUGAGGUGAAAAUUAAUGGCAAAGGAAAGAAGGUCCGAAAACCGCGCACUAUCUACUCUAGUCAGCAAUUACAGACGCUUCAAAAGCGAUUCACCAAAACCCAAUACUUGGCCCUACCGGACCGAGCCUCUUUGGCCGCUGAACUCGGCCUUACCCAAACCCAGGUGAAGAUCUGGUUUCAAAAUCGUCGCUCAAAGCAGAAGAAGUCGAAAGGCAGUGUGGAACGGACGUCGGAUGAAGAAGGGGAAUCCGAGGAUCGAGCCGAUUCAACUCCACCCGAAGAAGGCGGCUCCAACAAUACCCUUACCGCUCGGCAGGAUCUUCGCGACUCGUCUUUUGGUCCUUCCAACCUGCCAUCGACCGUUCUACCACCGCAGUCUCAGCAAACUGCCGUACCGCCAUCGGGUUUAAUGCCACCGCCGUUGAACACCCCCUCUAUCCACUUAUGA